Galdieria sulphuraria is the source of this 4551-nucleotide messenger RNA. Its product is annotated as chromatin remodeling complex SWI/SNF component, Snf2. The transcript has a single exon. Lineage: Eukaryota; Rhodophyta; Bangiophyceae; Galdieriales; Galdieriaceae. Gene Ontology annotation, molecular function: ATP-dependent chromatin remodeler activity; DNA binding; ATP binding. Gene Ontology annotation, cellular component: nucleus. The coding region runs from base 20 to 4528 and encodes 1502 amino acids. The record is from RefSeq and is a predicted model, not a curated record. Gene Ontology annotation, biological process: positive regulation of transcription by RNA polymerase II.
CAUUGCUCCUUUGCCGUUUAUGAGUGGUGAAAAAACGAAAGAAAAGCUGUCAAUCCAACAAGUUGAUGGGAAUAUUUUAUUAAGGAAGGAGGACUUUCUUGAUGAAGACAUAUUAUUUGACUCACGCGGAAACUUUGAGCUACCCUCUUUCGACGCACUAGAUGAACAGCUGGAAACUUUUUUCAACUCAGGGACCCUUAAUAAGACCAAGAAAGAGUUGAACAGACAAAAUUAUGAAGAAAAGGAGCUUUCUUUGGAACUUGAAGUGGACCGCAACCAUUCCAGUGCAAGUCAUUUUGAGAAUUCUUCCGGUGAAUUUUAUGCUUGGAAAACAAAUUCUGCAGUAGAAAAUACCAAUGAUAAAGGGGACCUUACAAAGCCGCAAAAAGUUUUCUCUAAUACGAAGAGUACCGUAUCGAAGUCUUGCGUAGUUGAGAAAAAUGCCCCACCUUUAGAGGCACAGUCACACGUGACGCUUGACAGUGACACCAGCAGAAAAAAGACCAUACCGUUGAAUCAUAGAAAUGAGAUGUCAGAUUAUGGUUAUUAUUCGAAAAACUCCGACCCAACUGGGAACUCUGUGUUUUUGGAAAACAGACCCAAGACGGAUGAAAGGAAUGAGCUUUACUAUUCAGACUUGUAUCACCCCAAACGGAAACGUGAGUUUAUUGGUGAGAAACUAUCGUCACACUCUGGUAUAUCCAAAGAAACCUCAAAUUUACGAACCAGUCAGACAAUGAAACUCGAGAGGAACUCAAGCUUAUCAGAUGGGACUACUAUGCAUAGCAAUUUGAACAACUUGAAGAGACAAAAAUGGAUAUUGCCUCAGGAUUUUGAAACUUCUUCUUUGCAACAACCGGAUAGGAAGUUAGUAGAAGCGCAAAAAGACCUUUUUCGUCAAGAAUUCAGUUCGAUGCCUCUUAAAGUAUCUCUUCAAGGAAGCACCUCAAACGUUGAUGUGAAAGCAGAAAAUUCUCUACCGUUACAAAUUGUAGACUCCGUAAUGCCUGUAGGUCAUUUGUCUCAAACUUCCAAGUGCAAUGAUGUAAAUAAGAAUGAUGUUAAAUAUCUCAACGAAAGUAUGCAGAGACAAAUUGACGAUACGAAGAGGCAUUCAGUUAAUAGGAGUUCGAUUUUAACCUCCAGACUUCAUCGUUUCCCUUUGAAGCCCAAGAUAUUGUUUGGAGUUAUCGAAUUGUUGAAGUGCCAAAGAAAAAGGAAUUUACCUUCCGAAGAGACGAAGUAUUUCAUCUUAAUGAAACUUCUCAAAGCUCAUACUGUUCCAUACCCUAAUAGUAUUUUGACCUUUAGACAUCUCUUUGCGCUCCGUGUACAGUAUCGAAUAUUUUACGAAAUGAAGAGAGGUGGAAGACUUCCAGAAGAUACUCUAAAUGCUUCACGUGCGUUGACAAUUGGUAGCGGUUCCAUUCCGCAAGUUGAGAAGAUGAACAACAAGAGCAAGCCUCCAGAAAGGAAUUUUACGAGACAGCAAGUUUUUGUUCAGUCUCUGCCUUUUCCUGCUGAAAAGCUUUCUUCUGAUCUCAAUAUAACGCCGCUCGAUAGCUCCUUUUUGAGAAAAGAAGCGGAUAGAUUGGUAACGACUCUCUCCAGAAGAUUCGCCAACAAGUUAGCGACGGAAAUUUCCAGUUUCAAGUGUAACGAAGAUGCUUCUGUGGAAGAUUCCAAGCGUUGGGGUGCACAAAAAAGGACUUUGCGCAUACAAUAUUCAAAGGCAAAUCUCGUUGUCUUACAACGAAAACUACGUCGACGAGUUUUAGAAGAGAGGAGAAUGGCUGAGGAACAAGGCAAGUUAGGUUCCAAAUCUAGACUUCGAUCAUUUCGUGCUCUUAUGAAGGAAGCUGAGAAGAUGGAACGCUUUAUGUUGAAAGAAAUGGAAGCUCAGGAACGAGAGAAACGGAAGAAUUUUGUGUCUUUCCUUUCAUCUCUAAUGAGUCAUAUAAACAAUUUUCGACAGUAUCAUAAAGAAUAUGUUCAUCGGUUGAGGAGAUCAGUUGCUCGCUCAGUUUUGCGUUAUCAUGAAGACAAGGCUCGUGCAGUUGAAAGGGCUGAGAAGGAAGCCGAACGUCGUCGAAUCAUUGCCUUGAAAGAAAACGAUGAAGAAGGCUAUGUAAACCUCCUUCGUCAGACAAAGAACGAAAGGUUACUGCAGGUUCUUAAUCAGACAGAUGAAUAUUUAAGGCACUUGGGCGCAGUAGUUAAGCAGCAAAGGGAUGGAACUUUGAAUGAUGGUCAGCAUUAUCUUGAGAAGGAAGAAACAAACAAAACAGACGUCCUUAGUAGAGAAAACUGUCAAACAUAUUAUGAAAUUGCUCAUGCCAUUAAAGAGCCAAUAACUGAGUUACCUACUAUUCUUCAAGGAGGUACUUUGAAGCAAUACCAAAUUCAAGGGCUUCAAUGGCUGGUUUCAUUAUAUGUCAAUCAUCUGAAUGGCAUUUUAGCAGAUGAAAUGGGAUUGGGAAAGACUAUUCAAGCUAUUGCACUAUUGGCAUAUUUGGUUGAGAAAAAGAACAAUAGUGGUCCGUUCCUUAUAGUUGUUCCACUUUCGACGCUAAGUAAUUGGGAACUGGAAUUCGAGAAAUGGGCUCCUUCUCUUCAUGUCGUUGUAUUCAAAGGUGACCGCAAACAGAGAAAGUCACUCUAUGACACUGUUAUACAACCACUAAACUUUAAUGUUUGUUUAACAACAUUUGAGUUUGUAUCAAGGGGAAAGAACUUGCUUGGAAAGGUAGAAUGGAAUUAUUUGAUUGUUGAUGAAGGUCAUCGAAUGAAAAACCAUGAGAGUAGAAUAACGGCAAUCUUGAGUCAACAGUUUAAGAGUCGUAGUAGACUUUUGAUGACAGGAACUCCCUUACAGAACUCGUUGUCAGAGUUGUGGUCGUUACUGAACUUUGUUCUGCCAAAUAUUUUUUCGAGCAGUGAAACUUUUGAAAGUUGGUUUGCUGCUCCAUUUGCUUCUAUACCUGGAGAAAAGGCAGACUUAUCGGAGGAAGAAACGUUGCUUAUUAUUCGACGGCUUCAUCAAGUUCUUCGACCCUUUUUGUUGAGACGUCUCAAGAGUGAUGUUCUUCGUAUGGGUGAUCAGCUGCCAACUAAGCAGGAACAUGUCAUCCUUUGUGAGAUUUCCGCUUGGCAGAAAAUGGUUUAUCGUCGGAUACUUAGGGGACAAAAGGUUGUAUUUACUGGCCUUUCAGGAAGAAGAAGACAUGAUUUUUUAUCAAACCCUGCAAUGCAGUUGCGGAAAAUGGCUAAUCAUCCAUAUCUCUUUUACGAAGAUUAUUCGGAGGAGUUGAUGUUAGGAAAUAGAGAUUCGGAGGAGCUUUUCAGGGCUUCAGGAAAGUUUUAUAUGUUUGACAUGUUAUUACAAAAAUUUCUUCGAACAGGACAUCGCGUGUUGGUUUUUAAUCAAAUGACAAGAGUGAUUGACUUACAAGAGCGACUUUUACGUUUCAGAGGCAUAAACUUUCUAAGACUUGAUGGUUCAACAAAGUCUGAAAUGCGUCGUAAUAUUGUUGAAGAGUUUAAUCGUAGUGAUACUAUUUACCAUGUAUUACUGCUUACCACUCGAGCAGGUGGUUUAGGUGUUAAUUUACAGAGCGCAGAUACUGUGAUUAUUUUUGAUUCAGAUUGGAAUCCUCAAAUGGACUUGCAAGCACAGGACCGUGCACAUCGCAUUGGUCAAGAUAAGGAAGUUCUUGUUUUACGAAUUGUUGCUGCGAAUACUAUCGAAGAACGUAUACUUGAGCGGGCUUCAUAUAAGAAGGAUAUGGAACAGAAAGUCAUUCGAGCUGGAAUGUUCAAUGAAACCUCCAAGGAUUCUGAUCGUCAAGCAUUAUUGCGAGAGCUUUUGAAAGAUGAUGAAGAACGAUCUAGUGAAGGACAUGAAAGUCGAGUUCCGGAUCUGGAGACCAUUAAUGCUAUGAUUUCGAGGUCGGACAAUGAAAUGGAAAUAUUUCAACAAGUUGAUGAAGAGAGACAAAUCGAAUUGAAUAGUCGAUCUCCUUUGAUGGAACCGAAUGAAAUUCCUUCAUGGGUGAUUGGAGACGUGAAUGAAGAGGACGACGAAGACUUGGGCGAAUGGAGUCUUUCAAAGUCCGACUAUUUGCCAAAGGAAUCUGAGUCUUCAUAUAGUUUUCAUUCCGUUUCUAGUGACGAUGAGAUUUCCUAUCAAGCAAGUGAAUGGGAAGUUCAUUCAGCACAUAGAAGCAAGCGAGAUUCAUAUGAAUUUCAUCAAGUCUCUUCAGAAUGGUGUGAAAGCAAUGCAAAGUUGAGGAAUGCACAAUCCGACAAUGUUUCUGGUACCACGUGUUUAUUGGAACCUGAUGAAACCUGUAAUGAAAAUGUUGUAGGAAGAGAUGAUAGAGAGUCUGACUAUAGUGAUAGUUAUCAAAAAUCGAUUUCAGAGAGAGCCUCGAUAAGCAUAGAAGGUUUAAAUGGAAGUCUUUGUUUUACAGAUGAUGAAACUUAUUCAGGCUGGUUUGAGGAAGCAGAACUUGGACAAGAGACAUAAAACGAAGAGAAUUAUUUAUUUUG